UCCUCUUUCUUACACUCUCCCUACAUUUCACCACCUUUUUCUCUUUUUAAUCCAUUUCUUUUCUUAGCAACUCUCUCUCUCUUACAAGAUCUAGUUUUUUUCUGGGCUUUCCCUUGUUUUGUUAUAUUUUAUUUUAUUUUUCAUUUUUCAUUUUUUUUUUGUGGGUCUCAUCACUCCCAAUAUUAUCUCUUCACAAUUCAAGUUUUUUUUUUUUCUUUCGUGUAUAUUAAUUUAUCAGUUUCAGAAGAGAUUCCAGCUGAAGUUUUCUGAUUAUGCAAAAGUGUUUGUUGAUGUUGUAAAUUUUGAAUCUUGUUGCACCCCCAUUUUUAUAUUCUGACAAAUUUGGAGCCUCUAUUCACCUAAUCUCUAGCAUCAAGGUCCCCAAGCUGGACCAUUUCAUGGUUUCAGACUAGUAGGGCAUUAUUUUUCUUUUAUUUGACGAGGUCCCAAUCUUUUCCUAUUCAAAACAAAGAUAUUGUUGUCUCAGAAACAUUGUUCCCCUCUUUUCGCCCCAUCGUCUUGGUUGAUCUGAGGAAAAAAAGAGAAGAAGAUGUAUGGAGCAAAAGGCAAAAUAGACCUUGCCUUUGAAUACCAAUCUCAAGUUGCAGUUUUGAGGCCAAGCAUCCAUUCAAGGAGGGCAAAUCUGACUGUGAAAUUCCAAGACCUUUAUGGGUUCACAGUGGAAGGGAAUGUGGAUGAUGUGAAUGUGAUGAAUGAGGUGAGGGAGAAGGUGAGGCAGCAGGGUAGGGUAUGGUGGGCAUUGGAAGCCAGCAAAGGGGCAAAUUGGUAUCUUCACACCGUCAUAGGACAAGGGAAUGCUCUCAAAUCUUCGUUGACAUUCUCAGCUCUGGCCAAUGCCCUCACUCUGAAGAAGAUCAUUAGGAAGGGGAUACCCCCAGUUCUUAGGCCUAAGGUUUGGUUUUCAUUGUCUGGUGCUGCAAAGAAAAAAUCCACUGUGCCUGAUAGCUAUUAUGAUGAUCUCACCAAGGCAGUUGAGGGCAAAGUUACCCCAGCUACCAGACAGAUUGAUCAUGAUCUGCCACGGACCUUUCCUGGCCAUCCAUGGUUGGACACUCCCGAGGGACAUGCUGCUCUUAGACGUGUUCUUGUUGUUUAUUCUUUCCGCGAUUCUGAUGUUGGAUAUUGUCAGGGAUUAAAUUACGUUGCAGCACUGUUGUUGCUUGUAAUGAAGACAGAAGAAGAAGCAUUUUGGAUGCUUGCUGUUUUGUUAGAAAAUGUCCUGGUUAGUGAUUGUUACACAAACAACUUAUCAGGAUGCCAUGUUGAACAGAGAGUUUUUAAAGAUUUACUCACUAAAAAGUGCCCAAGGAUAGCAUCUCAUUUGGAAUCUUUGGAAUUUGAUGUUUCCCUUGUGACCACUGAGUGGUUCCUUUGCCUCUUUUCAAAGAGCCUACCUUCUGAGACGACUCUCCGAGUGUGGGACGUUAUCUUCUAUGAAGGGGCUCAGGUUAUGUUUAAUGUCGCCUUAGCAAUAUUUAAGAUGAAGGAAGAUGAGUUACUUCUAACCCAUCAUGUUGGCGAAGUAAUCAAUAUUCUGCAAAGGACUACUCAUCACCUAUUUGAUCCAGACGAUUUGCUAACCGUGGCAUUUGACAAGAUAGGUUCCAUGACAACCAAUACGAUAUCAAAGCAAAGGAAGAAGCAAGAACCCGAAGUGAUGAAGGAGCUUGAUGAAAGAAUCAGACGGUUAGAGUCGUUUAAAAUGGAGGAUAAAUAGUAUUCGCCAUUGUAUUUGUGUUCCGGUCUAAGUUAAUAUGAGAAAUGUUUGAACCAUCCUAUCAUAAUAGGGUCUGCUGCCUCUCUUAAGUUCUUGUUGGCAUGGUCUAGCCCUCUUGUUUUCAGGAUGCUUGUAUUGUAGGUCAGAAUUGUAAAUUUAAAUACCUUAAUAACUUAACUGUUACUGUUAUAAUGUGAAUAAAUGUCAAUUUAGGACAUUGUGUUAUUUCA
Messenger RNA from Arachis ipaensis, 1968 nucleotides. Its product is annotated as Ypt/Rab-GAP domain of gyp1p superfamily protein. Gene Ontology annotation, molecular function: small GTPase binding; GTPase activator activity. Gene Ontology annotation, biological process: regulation of GTPase activity. The record is from RefSeq and is a predicted model, not a curated record. Lineage: Eukaryota; Viridiplantae; Streptophyta; Magnoliopsida; Fabales; Fabaceae.